Eucalyptus grandis is the source of this 1258-nucleotide messenger RNA. Its product is annotated as RPM1-interacting protein 4-like. The record is from RefSeq and is a predicted model, not a curated record. The coding region runs from base 671 to 1168 and encodes 165 amino acids. The transcript is spliced from 2 exons. Lineage: Eukaryota; Viridiplantae; Streptophyta; Magnoliopsida; Myrtales; Myrtaceae.
GAGGAAAGUUCAAAGGGCUGAUUAACUUCAAUCUACGCAAGGAAAUUCCUAAUAAGCCAAUUCUUUUAAACUGUAAAUUGCGUUGCCUUGCUGGAGUUCUUCUAUUGAUCACUCUCCAACUUGAUUGUACAUUGCCUUCUAUUUUUAAGAACGGUCCAGACCAUCAUUUCUAUAGGCGAAAGGGGCAAAAAAAUGGAGAUUUGUUAAUGUCUCGGUGCAAACAGGAAGAAGCUCCAUCACUUAUAAGUGCGUUGAUUGACAUCUCCUCCUAAAUUCAGUGCAUCAUCAGAAGAAAACUGAUACUGGUUUUCAGAACAGCAUUAUUUCCUUAACAUCCAGGACCCAGAUAUGAAUUGAGGGAUCAAUUAUAUGUUGCACAGAUAACAUCACGUUCUCGUGAAGUGAUGUCCUGGUUUUGUCCUUGCAUGAUUUGCGGUUUCACCAUAUCUAGAAAAGAUCACUUAAAAUAGAUGCAUAUGUUAGAUUUGUUUCUUGCAUAUGCAUAUGCUUUGUUUCUCAAUUUGUGCUCUCAAGUUUCCUGCAAUCAACCUUAGAAUUGAAUUGGCCACAGAAACACUUGCGUGCUCCAAAACAUGGAAACUUGGCCAAUGUUAGAAUUCCACGGGCAGCAUGUUCUGGGAGCGCACGCCGAGACAAAACCAGCAAAAAGAUGAUUCCAAACGACCCUGAGGAGAAUCCAGGUGCCUUUUCACCUAGGACAGGAGGGACUUGUAGUUUCUUCUGUUUGAAUUCAGCCAAAUCAAGUUCGUCCCAGAAACAACAUGGGGCUCGCAGUGCCGGUUCUCACAGGAGGAGCUUUUCCAAUGAACUAAAGAGAAAGAGCUUCAGCGCAAAAAAAGGCUUCUCGCCAUCAGUGCAAAGAAGCUCAGGACCCUCAGGACAGAGGAACAGAGGUCGACCAGCAGAUAAUUCUUGGCAGCAUCUCGGCGCAACGCAUGUACCAGUGUUCGGUGACUGGGACGAGACUGAUCCAAAUUCAGGAGAAGGCUACACCGAGAGGUUCAACAGCAUAAAGGAAGAAAAAGAGAAUGCCUCGUCCAACUUCCAAACUGUGCUCUCGAUUCCGACCAAUUACUCAGAUAGCCCCACGAAGGAGGGAGUCCCCUCUUACCUAUUCAAGGUAGCAUAUCUUGAAUUAGUAUUAUAAGCUUUAUGCAACCAAUUCGAAACUUGUUUCAGAAGACUAAGUUUAUCAUACUAUCUUGGAACUUGAUCAAAUACACCCUCGAGAUAUCAA